Recurvomyces mirabilis is the source of this 525-nucleotide messenger RNA. RefSeq lists its product as uncharacterized. Gene Ontology annotation, molecular function: 1-acylglycerol-3-phosphate O-acyltransferase activity. The coding region runs from base 1 to 525 and encodes 174 amino acids. Lineage: Eukaryota; Fungi; Ascomycota; Dothideomycetes; Mycosphaerellales; Teratosphaeriaceae. Gene Ontology annotation, cellular component: endomembrane system. The record is from RefSeq and is a predicted model, not a curated record. The transcript has 2 exons.
AUGUCACCUACAGGGCUCAUAGCCUACAGUGAAGCCACUCGCUACACUGCUGUCAAACGUCUCGAAGCAGAAGCAUGGUGUCGAGCUCAUGGGCAGCGCUUAGGUCGGCAUGUACUAUAUCCAAGGACCAAAGGCUUCAUCGCAUGCGUGCAGACACUAAGGCAAACCAAGCACAUCACGGCGAUCCUCGACGUGACUGUCGCCUAUGCGAAGGACGGCAAACUGUUCCAGCUUCCACCUUCGUUCGCUGAGACGGUCAUGUUGCCAGACUUAGACAAUCGGUGGCGAUUCUUUGUGCAUGUCGACCGUCACGCAAUCAGCGAGCUACCUCAUACCAGUGAGGGUCUAGCACAGUGGCUCGAAGACCGAUGGGUGAAGAAAGGAGAGCGACUGGAAAAGAUGCGGCAGCUACUAGCAGAUGGCGAGGAAUGGACCGCUGACAUUUUUGAUGCGCCACAUGUCCAAAAGAGCCAAGACAAUGUACUCAAUGAUGCGCAAGAUGUGACCGCAGGCCAUAGAUCAUAG